AUGUCAAAACGGAUUUCAUUCAGGGUAUCAGGCACUGUUCAGGGAGUCGGAUUCCGUGACUUUACACGGCGAAAAGCUACCAGUUAUGGAUUGACUGGCUACGUGAAGAAUACUUCCGACGGUAGAGUGACUGGAGAAGCACAAGGAUCGGAAGAUGCUCUGAAAAAGUUGAAGGCCGACCUCAACGACGGACCGCGGUCUGCCCAUGUUGUCAAAGUCGAGAUCAAGGAGAUCGAGCCCAAGAGCGGCGAAAGCUCUUUCGAUGCAUGA
Exophiala spinifera is the source of this 270-nucleotide messenger RNA. RefSeq lists its product as uncharacterized. The transcript is spliced from 3 exons. Gene Ontology annotation, molecular function: acylphosphatase activity. The record is from RefSeq and is a predicted model, not a curated record. NCBI's taxonomy places the organism in Eukaryota, Fungi, Ascomycota, Eurotiomycetes, Chaetothyriales, Herpotrichiellaceae. The coding region runs from base 1 to 270 and encodes 89 amino acids.